This is a messenger RNA of Paramecium tetraurelia, 1380 nucleotides long. RefSeq lists its product as uncharacterized. Gene Ontology annotation, molecular function: ubiquitin protein ligase activity. Lineage: Eukaryota; Ciliophora; Oligohymenophorea; Peniculida; Parameciidae. Gene Ontology annotation, biological process: protein ubiquitination. The transcript is spliced from 3 exons. The record is from RefSeq and is a predicted model, not a curated record.
AUGGAUGUGAAGGGGCUUCAAUUAUUUGCCAUCAAUGGCAUUUUUUACAAAUAACUUUCUGACAAAUAAAAAGUUACCAUUACUCUUACUUAUUAAGAAGGGGAAUUUCCAAUUCUACUAAUUUGUGACGAUAAGCCCCAGGAUGAUAAGAUUAACGAUUACAAUUCAAUAUAGAAAGAAAACUGUAAAAUUGACAUAAAUGCUUAUGAUUAGAAAGUCGAAAUGCAAACACUCUCUUUAACAAAGAAGGAAAAAUCAUAGACUUUUUAAGCAAAUUUCAAUGUUUAUUAUAUGGAUAAUUCAAAUAUAUUUAUUGGUGCUUACUCAGAACAUUAAUCCACCUUUAAUAUCUCUUCAAAAAUUUCAUCAUUAUAUAAUUGCGCAAAAGAAUGCAAAAAUAGAGGUAGGUGUGCUAAUGGGGUAUGUGAAUGUUAAGAAGGAACUUUUGGGGAUGAUUGUAGUGUGGUUGGAGUCAAUAUUAAAGAUCAAAUAAAACUAUCCCCAAAUACGUUAUAUUAUUAAGACUUGUACUCAACUGGAACAUCAUUUUAGAGAACCAUAUCAAAUUCCAUACCAAUUAGACAAUAAUGUUAUGUAGAAAUGCCUUUUUUUGAUGAGGGUUCUCUCAUUAUUACAAACACACUAGAGAUAUCCAAUGAGAAGAUUGAAGAAUGCAAAAAUCUCACAUAGGCUUUAGAAAAUGAAAGUUAGAUCAAAUUAAAUAGUUACAUUAUUUUCAAGAUCUAUAGCGAAUUUGAUGUCAGCAUUAUUUCAAACGAUGGUAAAGGCGAUGGUUUAUCAAAAAUUAUGAUGAUGAUCUUUAUUCCAGUCUUUGUGUUAAUCUUUUUCUUGCUUGUUUGUUGUGGUGUGAAGUUUUACAAAAGGAAAUUAGAUGAAACUUAGGUUCCAAUCAAAGUAGAAUAAUAGAAUGAAGAGAAAAACUUUAUAAACUUAUAUAUUCCUACGCAUAAAUUUGAAUAAGUCACAGAAUUAAUUUAAGAGGAGGUCAAUAUAAAAGAUUUGUAUUGUUCAAUAUGUUUAGAUGCAUUCUCUUCAGAACAUGAUGUGAAAAUAACUUAUUGCAAACACAUUUACCAUUCCGAAUGCUUGACUUUGUGGAUACAGAAGACCAAAGUAAUUUUGAUUAACAUUUAGAUAUGUCCUCUAUGUAGAGCACCUUUAGAUGAAAAAACUCUGGCUUAAUUGAUUAAUUAAAGAUCAGAGACUAUGAUAGAUUAAAUUUUGACUAAAAUUUAGCCUGACUCCAAAUAAAUUAAGAUCUUCACUUUGAAUUCAUUAUCUAGUUUAAAUGGUCCCAAUACUUAAUAGGCAUUUUAGAAUUUAAAUUACCAAAGAAGUUUGGUUUUUGUGGAAUAAUGA